UAUAAUCCUUGAUCUGUCCCCCGGUCGAUGCACGAGAUUGACAGUCAACACUUCCGGAUUCUUGUCCACCCCUCAGCUGCUUGAGGCAUCCUUCAGUCACCAUGACGAACAGCAGCAGCGACGAUGAAUACAAACCCGGUACGGUCCACCAGGAAAAGUUCGACACUCCACCAGCCCACUAUGACACCGACACCGACGGUAUCGAGGAGAAGCGCCUAGUCCGCAAGAUCGACUGGAGACUGCUUCCCAUCCUCGGCGCCCUGUACUCCAUCUCCCUCAUCGACCGCACCAACAUCGCCAACGCCCGCGUGGCAGGCAUGGGCGCGGACCUCGCCCUCAACGUCGGCGACAGAUACACCACCGCGCUCGUGAUGUUCUUCCCGACCUAUGUCAUCUUCGAGUUGCCGUCCAACAUCGUGCUCCGCAAGGUCGGCAGCGCGAACUGGCUCGCCUUCAUCGCCGUGUCCUGGGGCGCCGUCAUGAUCGGCCAGGGCUUCGUCAAGAGCUGGCAGGCGCUGACUGCGUGCCGUGCGCUACUCGGUCUAUUCGAGGCGGGUUUCUUUCCUGGAUGUGUGUACUUGAUUACAUGUUGGUACAAGCGACGCGAGAUGCAGAAACGUCUAGGUGGAUUCUACCUCGUCGCCGUCGGCAUCGGCGGCAUCGCCAACAUCCUGGCCUACGGCAUCAUGCAGAUGGAAGGCGUCGGCGGCGUCCGCGGCUGGCAGUGGAUCUUCAUCCUCGAGGGCAUCCUGACGUGCGUCGUCGCCAUCUGCUCGUGGUUCCUGAUCCUCGACUUCCCGGACAAGGCGGCCAAGCAGGGCUUUCUCAGCGAAUCUGAGGCGAACUUUGUGCUCCGCAGGAUCGAGGAGGACCGUGGCGACUCCGAGAAUGAUCCCCUGACCUGGGCGAAGGCGACAACACACCUUGGAGACUACAAGUUGUGGGCGUUUUGCACGCUUUUUAUGUCAACAACCGUACCCGUAUACGCAUUCGCCUAUUUCACUCCUGUAAUCCUUGUGGGCAUGGGCUACAGCGCUGGCGUCGCCAACGCGCUCUCCGCACCCCCCGCCAUCGCCGCCAUGAUCACCGCCUUCGGCUUCGCCUGGAUCGGCGACAAAUACCAGCUGCGCGCGCCCAUCAUCGCCAUCCAAUCCGUCAUCUGCCUCGUCGGCCUGAUGCUCGUCGCCUACGUCGAAAACAACGGCGUCCGCUACUUCGGCGUCUUCCUGGGCAUCAUGGGCGGCCAGGGCAACGUCCCCGCCAUCCUGACCUACCAGGCGAACAACAUCCGCAUGCAGUCCAAGCGCAGCGUUGCAUCAGCUCUGCAGAUCGGCUUCGGGGGAAUCGGCGGCAUCCUCGCGAGUACGGUGUUCAGGCAGCAGGAUGCGCCCAAGUAUGUCGUUGGGCUGUGGGUCAGUGCGGGUCUGCAGUUUUACACGCUCGCGGUGCUGGCGGCGACGAGUUGGCUGUUUUGGAAGACGAAUAAGAAGGCGGAUGAGCAGUUGGCGAGGGGCGAGACGGUGGAUCCUAUCGAGGGCCAGGUUGGGUUCAGGUAUACGAUCUAGGGGGGAUCGUGGGUGUCAGGUGUCGGGCUUCAUCCCAUGUGGCUUGAGAUGGAAGCGCAAUAUGUACUGUUCCGAGCGAGGACUCGCUAUCAGUGUGAGUCGUGGUGCCUUUUUGGCUUGCCUGCCUCAGCGGCUCGGGGUUGAGGCCUGACAUCAGGGGCGGCGGAAUUAAUUUGAUCAUCUGCAAGAAUCUGACGCGGUUUACUGCAACACCAUGGUUGGUUAGUGACAAAGGGAUGUGUGAGAUUGAAUUUGAGUCUUGCAUUGAUGCAUGCCGGUAUGGAAUGCUGGACACUAUUCGUUGCACACACGUGAGAGUGGCAGCGAUCAUAUGCAUUCACAGUAGUGUUUGAUAUCGCGAUCCGCGCAAUCUCCGAUCCGUCUUGACGGGCCCUCUCAUCCCCAUCUAUUUCCACGUCUCGAUCUCGUAGCUCGCCAACAUAAACGGCCCCACGCCCUUCAAAUCGUUCACCGCAAGCGGCACGCUAAUAUAGU
Boeremia exigua is the source of this 2060-nucleotide messenger RNA. Its product is annotated as major facilitator superfamily domain-containing protein. The transcript has 4 exons. Gene Ontology annotation, molecular function: transmembrane transporter activity. NCBI's taxonomy places the organism in Eukaryota, Fungi, Ascomycota, Dothideomycetes, Pleosporales, Didymellaceae. The record is from RefSeq and is a predicted model, not a curated record. Gene Ontology annotation, cellular component: membrane. The coding region runs from base 102 to 1565 and encodes 487 amino acids. Gene Ontology annotation, biological process: transmembrane transport.